Periconia digitata is the source of this 1433-nucleotide messenger RNA. The record is from the annotation of a GenBank genome assembly. NCBI's taxonomy places the organism in Eukaryota, Fungi, Ascomycota, Dothideomycetes, Pleosporales, Periconiaceae.
UCUGCUGUGCCCAGCAUCCGCGAAGGAUAUAGGGUCGCGCAAAUCCCAAGAUCUUCUGCCCGAAACACGAGCGUUGCUGCAUUGGAUCAUCUUUCGAUUCUGCCUGCAUUUGCCUCUUCUCGCCAUUCCCUCCCUACAUGCAUGCCGUGUCAUGCAAUGCCUUGUUGUGUUCGGCCGCUUUCCUUCUCUGACCUCCGAAACCGUCCUGUCGGGCAUCUGUCAUCAUACUCCUCCUCCUCAUCAUCAUGAUCAUCAUCCUCCUAACGAUCUAGGUAUCCGCGUGCGUUGUCCUAAUGUAGUAGUAGGUGGGCAUCGCCGCGCCGUGCGUUGCGAUGCGGGCAGACCAAUCCUCAACAACGCAGGCACGCUCCCGAGCCCUUCUUCGCUCGAUGCACAGAAAGGAAGUAGAAAAACCCUCAACAGGAAGAAAAUUCAUGUUGGCGUUGGAGGCAAAGCACGACUCAAGGGUUUGACCAUGGCUAACCAUGCGAGUCAUGGACCAUCAUGUACCUUUUUUUUUCUGUUUCCUUCUAACCUCGCCGCUUACCUCAUCCCGCGUUGCGACGGCCGACCUGGACUGUGUAGGCUGGCUGACCUGACUUAGUUACCAACUCAAUCAGCCAACCACCCUGGACCCAACAUAUCUCCCAGUACCCGGCAUGCAAAAAAAAUCCUUCCUUUUAGUGAGAAAACAUCAGGCCAUAAUUCCCACAGCUCAAUGCCUCGAUCCUUUCUCUCUCACGAGUUAAAAAAGGCCCCCUUGAGUGUGGGUCUGUCUCGAUGGUUGGUGUUUCCGAUUCCGUUCCAAGUUACAAAUCCUCGCAUUGCCUGCCAAUAAAAUAAAAAGGGAAGGAGAAAUUUAAUUCUUCAAAAUUCCACAGUUCCGAUCCAAUCACGAGAGAUGCAAGAAAAUUGAAUUCCCUCGACUUUCCCAAUCUCAUGAUACACGGAGUUUCUGGCUGUAAGGAUUCGGGCGCCUAUACUCGGGGUAGGGACAAUUGCAGGAGCAUUAACCUUCUUACCUCAACUUUCCCACCUCACUUCCUCCACCCUGACUCUUACGUUUCUAAUCAAAUAUUCUCACAUUUGAUUCCGCCUAGACCUCAUUCCGCUGCUCCCCUCGGAAUAGGAAAUUGAAGAUCCUCACCUCACAUCCACGCGUCCACAACGCCACAAGUCAAAACAAUCUCUGCAGAGAAAGGCCUCUGGUCGUACAUGCUGACCCGCAAGUAUCAGUAUACUACCUACCCUUCGCAUAUACGACGAUCUGUUAAGGGAGCGGGGGAUGAACGGCGAAACCCACCAUCGCUCGCGUGCUUUUUUUUUUCUUCCACGUUUUCGACAUCAUUGUUCGCCACGCUUCUUCUUGCUCAUCGGGCCGUUGGAGGGUCGUGGAUCCUGGUCACACCCAUGCCCGGUACCUUAUGCCUGAU